AUGGCUCCCAAACCCCCACAACCACAAUCGUCAAUCAGCCAGACUUACCUCCUAUUGUACAAUGCCAUCUGCGCCGGCCUAUGGCUAUCCAUCCUGAUCACCACGGUGUCAACUUGGAUGCAGUCCCGCGACAUCACAGCUAUAUACCAAUCCGCCGAAUCCUUGACGAGAUAUACCCAAACACUUGCCGUCGUUGAGAUUCUACACGCCGCUCUCCAAAUUACUCGCUCGCCUGUCUUCACUACCUUCACUCAGGUCUUUGCUCGCUCCGUGCAGGUGUGGGCUAUCAACUAUGCCUUCCCUGCUGAGACUGCUCCGUCCGUGGCAUAUCCAGCUAUGCUCCUGGCUUGGUCCUCGGCAGACACAAUCCGUUAUUCGUAUUUCGCGAUUAUGCAAGCUGGAUACCCAGUGCCUUCGUUGUUGAAAUGGGCUAGAUAUUCGCUAUUUUUGAUUUUGUAUCCCAUUGGAAUCAGCAGUGAAUGGUGGUUGAUGUACAAAGCGACUACAGCUGCCACUAAUUGGGCCGUGUUGAGCAUUUUUUACUUCUUCUUGGGGCUUUACGUACCCGGGUCGGUGAUGAUGUACUCCUAUAUGCUUAAGCAAAGACGCAAGGUUUUGGCUAAGCAAUAG
This is a messenger RNA of Penicillium odoratum, 630 nucleotides long. RefSeq names its product protein tyrosine phosphatase-like domain-containing protein. Gene Ontology annotation, molecular function: 3-hydroxyacyl-CoA dehydratase activity. The coding region runs from base 1 to 630 and encodes 209 amino acids. The transcript is spliced from 4 exons. The record is from RefSeq and is a predicted model, not a curated record. Gene Ontology annotation, biological process: very long-chain fatty acid biosynthetic process; sphingolipid biosynthetic process; fatty acid elongation. Lineage: Eukaryota; Fungi; Ascomycota; Eurotiomycetes; Eurotiales; Aspergillaceae. Gene Ontology annotation, cellular component: endoplasmic reticulum membrane.